Molecule: messenger RNA, 1797 nt
Organism: Penicillium argentinense
Lineage: Eukaryota; Fungi; Ascomycota; Eurotiomycetes; Eurotiales; Aspergillaceae
Exons: 2
Coding region: 1-1797 (598 amino acids)
Source: RefSeq, a predicted model, not a curated record
AUGCCGGCCGCCAUCUGUCGCCCACCCGACCGCUGGAUGAUUCAACAGUGCAAUGGACGGUGUGGGCCAGCUGCUGCCCCGGACGAUCUGACCAUGCAUCCAACCUCGCUGAAACUCGACACCCAAAGACGUCUUUCCAACCACUCCCUCCCCGACUCGUACUCCGACGGUGCCAGCCCAGCCAAGCUCCGUCGACGAGCCUCGCAAGGUUCCCUCCGCACAAAACCCUCGCCCGUCUCCCGCUUCCUCUCCAAGGGCAGUGUCGCCGUGCAUUUCCCGGCCUGGGAACAACGUAGCGCUUCCCCAGGCUCGCCGCUGCGUGUGGAAUCGCGCACUCGCUCCACCGACUCUCGUCUGCGUCUGUCCACCACCGUGUCUCGCGGGCCGAGACCGCUGACGGCGCAUUCCCACUCCUCUUCGCCCUGGAACUCGCCGCCACCUUCCUUCCAGUCCGACUAUCCCUCCACGCUCCCGCUCACACCACCCGACGACGAUAGUAACGUUGCGUGGGAUCCGAAAUCUGAGAUGCUGCUGUUUGACGCUCAUACCCACCGCGAGCCGGGCUCGAGUGCCAUGAUGGACGAAGGUCCCGGCAUGGAUACGUCGCCGGCCACUGGUCCCUCAGACACGCUGAGCAGUCCAUCAGAUGGGUUGUCUCAUGGCUCCUCCAGCUCGGGAGGCAGUCCGGGCCCCCACGAUGAGAUGGAUUGUCAGCAGGACGUUGGAUCCUGGCUGGAUCAGGGUAUCAACGUGACUGUCUCCUCCCUCGGGAUAUCUAACCCGCGAGGUGAGGCCGUAAAGAUAGUCUCGCAGACCCUCCCAUAUCCCCGGACUUCGGACCAGUCGAUAUCGUUGCCGAGGAAUGAUAGCAUCUUCUGCUCCAUUGUCCAGGCGGUCCACAACCACCUUCAACCCGGCCACUCUCCAUAUAUCAAUGUCACCCAUGCAGUGCCCGAACAGUUUAGCCUGUCCAACCUGCCGCACUCGCCUCCCAGUACGCCGCGGUCUCCCACGGCCGCCGACGAAUAUUUCAAUGCCACCGUUUUCUCUAGUGCCGCCGUUGUGGGCGCUUACCAUGAUUUCCGUGGUCCUCUGCAGCGACAGCUGUCUCACGCCCCGAUGCCUAUUGUCCCUCCGCACAGCGUUCACAUCUCCGUGUUAGAGCGAUACCUUCCCCCGCCCUCUGCACAGGAAUAUAGAGAUCUGUUCUGUCGCACCCGCCCUUCUUUCCUUGUCGACCGACUCUGCGAGUUGUCUCCGAAUGGAGGCUCGCUGCUCUUCAUCUACCCCACCAAGAAGGGUGCUUCCACCUUCAAGUCCCAAUAUUUGGGACCAAUCCUCGACCCGCUGUUGCGACAACUCGUCGUGGUCAACGGGCUCUCCGCUGACGUCGGUCGCUAUCUGGGUAAGCUGUCGACAGUCUCCCAGAUGGAUGACUUUGCCACAAUGAAGGCGAACAUUGUCACUCUGUGUGAGUCCCUGAGCUCGCCCUCCUCGCAGUUCGAAGUGGCCGACGCCGGCAAAGCGAACGCCGACCUGGAUCGCAACCUUUGGGUCGAGUGGUUCCUUCACCAGGAGAAGGCCCGGAUGAAGGAAGUCCUCAGCCUGUACUGGCAAAAUGGUCGUCGUCCGCCCGUCAAGACUGGUGGCUCCGGAGGCAUGAUGGCCGACAAGGAAGUCACCUCGGCCAUGCUCCUCAGUGAAAUUUUCGAGGGAAUCCGGAAACGACCCUACGGCGACGACAAUCCUCGCGACGGUGUCGAGCUGGGCGUGUUCGUAAUCCGACGAACCCACUGA